AUGCUGCCCUGGAGACGCAACAAAUUCGUGCUGGUGGAGGACGAGGCCAAGUGCAAGACGAAGAGUCUGAGUCCGGGACUCGCCUACACGUCGCUCCUCUCCAGCUUCCUGCGUUCCUGCCCGGACCUGCUGCCCGACUGGCCGCUGGAGCGCCUGGGCCGCGUGUUCCGCAGCCGGCGCCAGAAAGUGGAGCUCAACAAGGAGGACCCGACCUACACCGUGUGGUACCUGGGCAACGCCGUCACCCUGCACGCCAAGGGCGACGGCUGCACAGACGACGCCGUGGGCAAGAUCUGGGCGCGCUGCGGGCCGGGCGGGGGCACCAAGAUGAAGCUGACGCUGGGGCCUCACGGCAUCCGCAUGCAGCCGUGCGAGCGCGGCGCCUCGGGAGGCUCGGGGGGCUCGGGGGGCCGCCGGCCGGCGCACGCCUACCUGCUGCCGCGCAUCACCUACUGCACCGCGGACGGGCGCCACCCGCGCGUCUUCGCCUGGGUCUAUCGCCACCAGGCGCGCCACAAGGCCGUGGUGCUGCGCUGCCACGCCGUGCUGCUGGCGCGGGCGCACAAGGCGCGCGCCCUGGCCCGCCUGCUCCGCCAGACCGCGCUGGCGGCCUUCAGCGACUUCAAGCGCCUGCAGCGCCAGAGCGACGCGCGCCACGUGCGCCAGCAGCACCUCCGCGCGGGGGGCGCCGCCGCCUCGGUGCCCCGCGCCCCGCUGCGCUGGCUGCUCAACGCCAAGUGCGCCUACCGGCCGCCGCCCGCCGAGCGCGGCCGUGGGGCGCCGCGCCUCAGCAGCAUCCAGGAGGAGGACGAGGAGGAGGACGCAGACGCGGAGGAGCGCGAGCGGCCCGAGGUGCUCAGCCUGGCCCGGGAGCUGAGGACGUGCAGCCUGCGGGGCGCCCCGGCGCAGCCGCCGCCCGCGCAGUCCCGCUGCUGGAAGGCCGGGCCCAGGGAGCGGGCGGGCCAGGCGCGCUGA
Molecule: messenger RNA, 975 nt
Organism: Enhydra lutris kenyoni (northern sea otter)
Lineage: Eukaryota; Metazoa; Chordata; Mammalia; Carnivora; Mustelidae
Product: family with sequence similarity 43 member B
Exons: 1
Coding region: 1-975 (324 amino acids)
Source: RefSeq, a predicted model, not a curated record